AUUUUAUUUUGUUUUAUUUUAUCUUCAUCCGCUCAUCUCUUUAUCUCUCUAUCUCUCUAUAUUUUUUAUUUAGCUAUACCAGCUUUGCCUGUAUUAUCAUUAUUUCCUUUGAUCUUUACAAGUAACCAAGAUAACCUUUUAUUUUUAUUUUUUGUUGAUCGACACUAUUAUAUUAUGCCCAUCACGACUCUUUUGCGUCGUGUGCUCAAUCGGAGCGACACCGAGCCCAACCCACAACAAGACACAUCUGGCGCCACUCCCGCACUGCCGCUUCUUCCCGAGGGUACGCCGACUCCGACUAUCGCAGGCAUCCACAACGACAAUGCUUUGGCCUUUGUCGCCUCGCGCGGUAACAUUGACGAACAACCGCUGCCGCAGACUGACUUUUCCGACACAUCGUCCAUGGACCGCAAGCUGCCUCUCGAUGAGGAAGCCGGCAGCAUGUCGGUCGGCGAGAAGGACGCCGUCGAUGACUUGACCAGGCUGGAGGACCAGAUCACCCAGACCCAGACCCAGCAUGUUCCCGAGCGAAACGCCGGAUUCAUGCGCUCGUUUUCUGGCGUCGUUUGCAUCAUCAUCGGAACCGGCUGUCUGCAGAUCCCCUAUGCCUUUGCCAAGACUGGAUGGUUCGGCAUUUUCAUUCUAUUUUUGUCGGCAACCAUCGGCAGCUACACUGGUAUUUUGACCAUCCGAUGCCUGUACUUCCGCAGCGGCCACCGCCUGCACUCAUUCCCGCAGAUCGGCUACGAGGCAUUUGGCAAGUACGGCAUGUUUAUCACGCAGUUCUUCAACUAUCUGUAUUCCUUGGGCGCAACCUGUCUGUACAUUAUUAUCUCGGGCCAGUUCAUCUACCAGCUGGUCUCCACGCUGGGCGUCAACCUGUCGCAGAAGGUAUGGAUGGUCAUUGUCGCCAUUGUCAUGUGGAUCCCCGUUGCCCUCAUCAAGGAGAUGUCUGAGGCUGCCAUCAUGGCCAUUUUCGGUCUGCUCACCUCGGUGGUCGUCAUCGUCAUUGCCUCGGUCAUGGCCAUCACCAACCCGUACUCAAAGAUGAACCCCACCGAGCCCCCCGUCAUCCAUGACAACGUCAUCGGCCUGGGAGUCCCUGUGGCCCUGUCGUCGAUUGUCUUUUCGUUUUCGGGAUCUGUCGUCUACCCUCAUGUCGAGGCCGCAAUGAAGAAGCCUAAGCAAUGGCCUAUGGUCAUCAUGGUUGCCAUGGGAUUCUGCGCUUUUGCUUACCUGCUGAUCGGUGUCGCUGGCUACUGGGCGUACGGCAACCAGGUCGUCUCCCCCGUCCUCGAUUCUAUCCCUACCGGCGGAGCCGCCACUGCGUCGAAAAUUCUGAUUACUCUGCACGUCAUAAUUGCUGCACCCAUUAUGCUGCUUAGCUUCUACCUUGAGAUCGAGAACCAGUGGGGCAUUAACGCCGAGCGUCUGGGCAAGAAGCGCGAGUUCACCAUCCGCCUGGCAUACCGCAGCUUGGUUGUCGGUAUCAUUUGCGGCAUCUCCUUGGCCAUCCCGUACUUUGCUGACUUCCUUAGCCUCAUCAGCUCCAUCUCUUGCGUCACGAUGUUUGCUAUCCUGCCUAUCAUCUGCUACUUGAAGCUCUACGGCCACAAGAUUGCUCCCUGGUAUGAGAAAAUCUGGAUGGCUAUUGUGCUUAUCAUUGGCCUCAUUGCUUCUAUUUGGGGAAUCAUCGAUGCUGUCAAGGCCCUUAUUAAGGAUUCUCAUGCCACGACCAGCUAAAAAAAAUCCUGUCUAUAACGCUGCUAUUUUGCUCUGUCUGCGAAAACCCAUUUUCUUUAUUUUCUAUAUUACUUUUUUCUGUAUUUUGCCUAGAUCAUUCUCUUUUUUCAAUAUCA
Molecule: messenger RNA, 1859 nt
Organism: Kickxella alabastrina
Lineage: Eukaryota; Fungi; Kickxellomycota; Kickxellomycetes; Kickxellales; Kickxellaceae
Product: transmembrane amino acid transporter protein-domain-containing protein
Exons: 1
Coding region: 175-1743 (522 amino acids)
Biological process (GO): amino acid transmembrane transport
Cellular component (GO): vacuolar membrane
Molecular function (GO): amino acid transmembrane transporter activity
Source: RefSeq, a predicted model, not a curated record